UGCAAUUUAGUGUUUUAAUUAAAGGAGAAGCAAAAAAUAAUGAUUAAAUCUUAAGAGCUAGGAUUUUAUUGCCAGAAGCAUAAAUAGAAUGAUAUAGUAUACAUAAAAAUAAACAACAUUCAAGAUGAUGAAGACAUUUUUUAUUGUCGCUAGUGCCCACUUUCCAAUACAAAUAUUAGCAUGUUGGAUUGUGCAGAUAUAAAACAAAUUAUUGAUUGGAGUCAAGAAUGCUAUAUUAUCAAUUUCUUCCCUUUUAAUAAUGAUGCCAACUUUUUAAAAUAAGUUAAAAAAACUCUGAGUUAAAAUGCAAAUAGAUCUUUAGGAAAAAAAAUUGAUCAAUUUUAUGAUUAGCUACAAAGAAUUUUAGUCGGAAUAGUUACAGAUGCAAAGAAAAAAGCACACAAUUUAGCUGAAAAAUUAAGAAGUUUAGAGAAUAAAUCAGCAAAUAUCUAUAGUGAAAUUGUUUAAAUAAAAGAGAUAAAAAAUGUAGUGUUAAAUCAAAAUAUUAAUUAAAAUCAAAAAGAAAAGAAAAUGAGGGACUUAUUAAAGUAAAUAAAUUAAAAUAAGCAAAAAAAUACUGAGAAAUUCUCUUGUAUUAUUGAAGAGUAAUAAUAGCUACAAACAGAAUUAUAACAAACCUAAUUAUCUGUAUAUACUAAUUAACUAUAAAAUCUUAUUAACAACUAAAAUAGCUUUCAAAAGGAAUAUCAAGAAUUAUUUCCUCCUAGUUAUAUUGAUUUGAUUCCUAAUUUAGAAUUUGAAAGAAUUCCAUAAUAAAUACAUAAUUUACCUUUUUUGGAUUAAAACCAAGUUAUGAAUAGAUCAAAUAACUAAAUUGAAUUUAUCAUCUUGAAUCAAUCUUAGCUAUAGUAGUUCUAAAUGAAAAGGAUUCUUAACAAAAAAAGUUAAUAUUUCCUCAAAUUUAAAUUAAGAAACAAUCCUUAUUUUUUAAUAAGCAACGUACAUAGUAAUAUUUAAACAAAUUAUACUUAACAUAUCAACCCUUAAGAUUUCUACAUUAAUAAUUUUUUGAUUGAAUUAUUUAGCAAUAAUAAUGAAAAUGACUUAUUCAGUUUAAAUUGUAAUUUAACAGGUUGCUUUUAAAAUUCUUAAAACCAAAUCAAUCUAAACCCACAACCUAUUAAUUAGUAAAAUUUGAAUUUUAACCCAAUCAUUUAAAAUAAUAACUUAUAAAUUAAAAACCUUAACUAAGUUCCAGAUCAUCUAAAUGGUCAAUAUUUUUAAAAUUAUGAUUAUAACUUAUAAUAUUAAAAUUUUUAAGAGCAAAAUACUGCAUAAUUACCAGAUCAAGGCUAAAAUAAUUUCUAGAAUAAUAUGCAAAAUUAAAAUGUUAAUAAUUUUAAUCAACAAUAGCAAAAUAUUACUUAUUAACCUAAUCUAAACUAAUAAAAUAAUAUAAGUAAUAUCCAAAAUUAAAAUUUUAAUAACUUAAGCAACUAUCAGCAAAUUUUUUCACAAAUUCCUAACCAACACUUAAAUGAUUAUUCUAAUAAUUUAUAAAAUUAAUAUAUAAAUAAUAAUUAGCAAUACAAAAAUUCUACAUAUUUACCUAGUUUAAACGAAAAUAAUUAAGUAAAUAAUAUCCAAAACAAUAACCACUAACAACAAAGUGUUGCACCAUUAAAUUAGCUUAACUAAAAUAAUUAUUAAAAUCAGUUUUAAAAUUUCAAUUUUAAUAAUUUAAAUUAACAACAAACCAAUGUUCUAUAAUAACAUAAUAAUUAAUAAAAUAAUAAUAAGAAUGAUACACAAAAUUUAAAUUUCAAUAAUUGUAACUUUUAAAACUAAAAUGAUGCAUCAUAUCUUAACCAAUACUAAAAUAAUUAUUUAUAAUAAAAUAUUGAAUCAUAAAUUUAACAAGAAUAACAGACUUUAGAUGAUAAUAUAAUAAAAUUAAAUUCUCUUAAUUUCGAAAAAGAAAUUAAUUAGCAAUAGCCAUAUCAAGGCUUAUAUAAUUAUGAAAAUAAUGUGCAAAAUUAAUAAGUAUCAAUUAACGUCCCAUAAAAAAAUAAUAAAAAUAAUGAUUAAUAAUUAACAUUUAAUUUAAUGAAAAUAAAUGAAAAUUCUAAUGCAGUAGAUAAUAAUAAAGUCAUUAACGAUAAUAAUUUAUUUAAAUAUAAUUAAGAAAAUAUUGCUUAAAAUUAAUAAAAUUUCAUUUAGUAAAAGAAAUUAAAUCUUCCUCAAAAAUACUAACCAGCUUGCAACAAUAAUAAUUAAUCAUAAAAAGAGAUAGAAAUAAUAGUUUAAAUAUAGAUUUCUGAAGGAAUAUUUCAAGCAAGCUAUUUUACAGAUUAAAAACAACUCAUUUAAUUGCCAUAAAAGCUUUUAAAAAAUUUAGCUUAAAGCUAAAAUCUCUAAUUAAAAAUAACUUUGAAUGGCCAAUAGUAAUUAAUACUUUCAUAAGCAAUUGAAUAAGUAGACUCAUAAAAUAUUUGA
Messenger RNA from Tetrahymena thermophila SB210, 2457 nucleotides. RefSeq lists its product as hypothetical. The transcript has a single exon. The record is from RefSeq and is a predicted model, not a curated record. NCBI's taxonomy places the organism in Eukaryota, Ciliophora, Oligohymenophorea, Hymenostomatida, Tetrahymenidae.